Molecule: messenger RNA, 1023 nt
Organism: Morone saxatilis (striped sea-bass)
Lineage: Eukaryota; Metazoa; Chordata; Actinopteri; Moronidae
Gene: otulina
Product: OTU deubiquitinase with linear linkage specificity a
Exons: 3
Coding region: 134-793 (219 amino acids)
Source: RefSeq, a predicted model, not a curated record
GCACAACGCCAUAAAAACUAGUAGCUGGGAUGUUAAAGUCUGCUCAGUCAGCCCGGUAGUUUAGAUGCACCUGAAAUAUAAACAGACCUUUUAACAAUAUUUAAAUAUAGUUCUUUUGUAUCAUAAACUCAUAAUGUCUUGGGUUAAAGCUGUUUCGUUCAGUGGAGAAGAUGUUUUCGACGAGAAUGCGGACGACAUCAACCUGCUGAGUCGAGAGUGGACGUCCAACAUGAAGAAGCGAGUCCGGGACGGGUAUGUGGACGGAGUGGACGCCGGGGAGGAGGCCUCUCUUCAGGCCGGGUUCAACCUCGGAUUCCGGGAAGGAGCAGCUCAGACUGCCGCUGUGGGUCGGCUCAAAGGCAUUGUAAGCGCUGUAUGGUGCUGGUGCCAGAUUCAACAUCCGGAAAGCGCAGUCCCGGCCUCUGUGACCGACCUCCUGCAGCGGGUUUCACAGCACGAAGACGCAGUCCUGGACGCCAUCAGGAAGACGUUGGAGAAUCCUCCUCCCAGCGUGAGCUCCGUCUCCGAGAGCAUCGAGGACCUGGAGGUGAAGCAGGCGGAUUCAGGCUGCUGUGGGGAGGGAUGUAGAGAAACAGACUGCUGCAGGGGAGGAGACAAAAUGGACCUGGACAGUUCUCAGCAGCAGCAAAAGCCCUGUUCUGGGUCCACUGACUGCUCCUACGGCUUAAGCGAAAGUCUAAACUACCUCCUGCAGCGCUGCGUGGGUCUCGUGUCGGAGCUCGAACUCCCGCAGGAGCUCAUCAGUCAUAUACAGGAGCUGAAGAACAUGUAGUGGUUGAACAUCAGGGAACAGAAUCACAGCGGUUUUGGGACAAUAGGAGGACACGCACACCAACUGUGAAACAAACUGGUUUUAGUGUAAACUCCUUACACACGGUUAUGAAGUAUAUUUGAUGUAAAUAGUGUAUAAUAUUUAAUUUUGCAUCCUGAAUUUGUAUCAAAUGGUUGAAGAAUAUUUGAAAAUAAAAAUGGAUCUAUUUUCUUGCCCUCUAAAUGAAAACA